Molecule: messenger RNA, 924 nt
Organism: Postia placenta MAD-698-R-SB12
Lineage: Eukaryota; Fungi; Basidiomycota; Agaricomycetes; Polyporales; Adustoporiaceae
Exons: 6
Coding region: 1-924 (307 amino acids)
Cellular component (GO): mitochondrion
Source: RefSeq, a predicted model, not a curated record
AUGUCGCUCAGCCAUUCGCGGAGAUGCAUCGACCUCGCAGUGCGCGGUGCAAGACAUAACGCACAUCCCUGGCAAAGGCGGCCUCUGCUCGCUGGUCUCGUUCUACAAACACACCGCUGUUAUGCUUCGAAAGCGAAGGGCCGUGCUGGCAAACAAGAGGCGGAGGACACCCGAGACGUAGACGCGAUCAUGCGCGACUAUGAGGUACUCCGUAUGAUGGCGCAUAAGCUGCCUAUCGACCCAUGGGCGCAGCCAGUCCCGACAAUGGAUCUCCAUAUUCCGAGUCUUCGAUCGCGUAAGAAGGAUGCAACGUUGAUGGACCAUCUGUCUGCUACGGGCCAGACCUUGCGCAAUUGUGCAGCCAGUAACGACGUCCUAAACGCACGGUAUAGCUUGCGGCGGAUGGCCAAGGACAAGGGCUUUCCCGACACCAAGGUGAGGUCCGGAUGGUCAUGGAGAAUCUUCACAACACAGUCGACCAGCAACUCAGCGUGGAUCGCGUCCUUGCGCAAUAUUGCGUUAGACACGUACAAGCGCGUGAACCAGGCUCUCGCUGACCGAGACGAGAAGGUCAUCAAGCAGCUUGCUGUAGCGGACAUGCAGAGCCACUAUAUUCAGCUUGUACGCAGUCAGGAUGCCUCGCGCAUAUCCGUCUGGAAGUUCCACGGCGAGCGUUCGCCGUGUCGGGUUGAAGUUCCCGGCAAUGGUAGUCGGCUACUGGUCCAGGCUCUUGUAAGGUUCGAUACGCUUCAGAGUCUGGAGGUGUACUCAAAAAGGGGCACUUUGCUCCGCGGCCAGAACGAGCCGAAACCAGUCGUUGAGUAUCUGGUCUUACAAAAGCGGAUGUGGUACGACACACCUUGGACGAUCCGUGACCGUCUCUACGAGGGUGUAGACACAGAGUACGAGAGCAUAACGGCGUAA